AUGGCUUUCCGUGGACAGCUCAGUAUGCUAGAAGACGUGACUACAAGCAAGAACUUUUUCAUCUUUGCAUGCAAAAAAAUAUUCAGUCUUGGCGACUUAAAAAAACAUGAUUUAUCGAGUCCGGUAAAGCUUGGAGAAGGAACAUUCGGCGAAGUGUUUCGAGUCAGUUACAAAGGGGAAAUCGUUGCGUUAAAGGUGAUCCCAGUUGGUGGUACCAAAAUGAUUAAUGGAGACAAGCAGAAGUCAUUUCGCGACAUUAGCGCAGAGCUAAUAGUUUCAAAAGAAUUAUCAGACUUAAAAUACAUCGAGGAAGGGCAUUCCACUCAGGGCUUCAUUCAUCUUAGAGGAGCUAUGGUAGUCAAAGGGUCCUACCCAAGAUCUUUAAUUAAUGCAUGGCAGCAAUACGAUGAACGCAUGAAGUCCGAAAAUGAUCAUCCGUGCAUUUUUAGCUCUAAUCAACAUUUUUUACUUCUAGCUUUUGAAGAUGGUGGAAUUGACUUGGAAAAAUAUAUGAUUUCUAAUGUUUUGCAAGCGUACAGCAUUAUUUACCAAGUCCUUUUGACACUUUCUGUAGCAGAAUAUCGACUUUCGUUUGAACAUCGUGAUCUGCAUUGUGGCAAUAUUCUCAUCCGAAGUGUUCAGUCUGAUAAUGCUGUUAAAGCAAAUUAUAAUGGUUAUGAAGUUAGCAUUCCUACAUAUGGUGUUGAAGUGAAAAUUAUCGACUUUACUCUGUCCAGAAUGUCUAAAGGAACGUCAACGAUUUUUUUUGAUUUGGCAAAAGAUGAUGAAUUAUUCACAGGCGAGGACUGUUUACAAUAUGAGAUCUAUCGAGCGAUGCGUGCGGUAAACAAGAACAAUUGGUUUCCGUUCUGUUCUAUCACAAAUGUGAUGUGGUUGAUAUAUCUCGUGCGUUAUUUAUACGACAAUAUGGAUGAAAAGAAUAUUGGCAGCCGAAGUGAAAGGAAAAAUUUCAUUUGUCAUUUCAAAGAUUUGCAUCGCUAUGCCAGCUUGUCUGAAUGGUUAGCAGAAAAAGCAGGUAGCACAAAUGAUUUCAUAGUAAUCGUCGAUGCAAAUCAUCAAGCUGCGGAAAUUUAA
Messenger RNA from Brugia pahangi, 1095 nucleotides. Lineage: Eukaryota; Metazoa; Nematoda; Chromadorea; Rhabditida; Onchocercidae. The record is from the annotation of a GenBank genome assembly.